Morchella importuna is the source of this 1155-nucleotide messenger RNA. RefSeq lists its product as uncharacterized. The transcript has a single exon. Lineage: Eukaryota; Fungi; Ascomycota; Pezizomycetes; Pezizales; Morchellaceae. The coding region runs from base 1 to 1155 and encodes 384 amino acids. The record is from RefSeq and is a predicted model, not a curated record.
AUGAGUACCGCGCAUAUCCCCCAAACGCUUCUACAUCCCGACACCGUCUCCCUCGGCCGUCUCACAACAAAUGCCAACCGUCCUCACUACAAUUUCCAUGACCCUCUCGCCCCUAGGCCAGAUGCCUCCGAAAAGCGCAUUGUUCAACACACCUCUCUGUCCGAAACAAGGCGCUUCAGCAAGAGCAGCAGCAACAACUUCAAUCUUGGGGACCUGAUCAGCUUCGGAAAAAAGAACAGCAGCACGUCCACUGCCACCCUUACAGCACCAAACGCUACCACCUACGAUCUCUCAAACAACGAGACCUGGUUCCGCGAUGCGUGCAAGAAUCCGGCCACCCGUGAAUGGCUCCAGAAUGCGAUCGAGCGCAGAAAGAAUGUAUACUUAAUUGUUGGCUACAGAACAGCUAGUGGUGCAUCUCUCAAGUCUCAUGGCAGCGGGAAGAGUUCUUCAGACGGCGGAGGUUCUCUCCCUGUUCGUGCAUUCGCACCCCCGGGAGCGCUCAAUAUGGCAUUCCCGAAUCCGGCUGGUUCGGGGAGGCAGAGCGAGGAUAGUGUCAGAAAGCUGCAGUUCGAGGCGGUGGGUGAGCAGGUGUUUGCGGUGUUGUACAGGAAGGUGAAGUUUAGUUGGCUGUCGAGCCGGAAGGUUGACAAUAUGAACUUGGAGGAAGGGAAUCGAUGGAAGUCUGUGUGGGAAUGGAGGGGGGCUACGGGGCCUAGUCCUGAGGCGGAGGAGGAUGAUAUAUUGGAGGCCGAGCUAACUGAUGUCAGUGACUUUGAGGAUUGUCUUGAGGACGAGCGGGAAGGAGACGAGGAAGAUGAAGAUGAUGAUGAUGAUGAUGAGGAGGAGGAGGUGGAGGUGGAAGAGGUGGAGAAGGAGGAGGAAGUGGUAGAGGUGGAAGAGAAGAAGAAGGAGAAAAGGGAUGGGAGUAAAAAAGAGGACAAGUCAGAGGUAGUACAGACCAGCGGCUCUGUCCAUCCGUCACCAGACCCAGCUCUCGGCCCUCUAUCUCACGAGGUGUGGAAUACGCGAUGGCCUUCAACUGGUGUCUUGCUUGGACUACUGCUCAUCCCAUUGUUGGCAUUUUUAAUUCAAUCUUUGUACACGAGCGGAGCUUUUACGGCUUGGAUUCAUGGUGUUGAACUCUCACAAUAG